CACUUUUAUUCCUAAAUAGUGUGAACCUGACCAAAUACAUUUAAAUGUUAGGCAGUCAAUUGAGAAGAAGAAGAAGAAGGAAGUCACUUAUUCUUAUUGGAGUUUGGAGUUGAUGAUGCAGUUGAUGGUCAAUGAGCCAAGGAAUUUGCAAGAGACCCAAUUGAGACGUAGGAGGUUGUUGCGCUAUCAUACCGGCUAUGUUAGACCGUGGAUAGAAGCUACAGCUGACCAAGAAAUUUUCUUCGAGGAUGUUGGUUCACUCGUACGUUCUUCCGCAGAAGGCUUCCACCUCAUCUUGGACAUUCAACAGUUUAUGACGAAUGCGAACAUCACCGUGAGAGUUAUUAAACCCAAUGCCUUUACCGUAGAAGCAGAGUAUCAAGAAAAUGAAGGUACUCAUGGAGCAGUGUAUCGUCAAAUGAUCAGAAGAUAUGUCGUGUCCAAUAAAUGUAAUUUGGCUACGUUAAGAACAGUUAUUACCAAAGACAGAGUAUUAAUAGUUAAUAUUUGGAAGACGGAAAUCCGAAGAAAAGCGAUGCCUCGUAUUGUUCAACCUGAUUUGUUACCAGAAGACUUUAGAAUGAUACUAGACGAACUUAAUCAAGGAAAAUUAACCUGAUGCUCCUUGAAGAAAAUAGUAAAUGGCAAAAAUUUCCUGUUAGUCUUUUAAAAAAACUGAUUCACUACAGUGAUAUUAUUUCAAACCAUAUACCUACUUUUUUUAAUACAAAUAUGUAAUUAUCU
Messenger RNA from Anoplophora glabripennis (Asian longhorned beetle), 744 nucleotides. RefSeq lists its product as uncharacterized. The coding region runs from base 113 to 619 and encodes 168 amino acids. The record is from RefSeq and is a predicted model, not a curated record. The transcript is spliced from 2 exons. Gene Ontology annotation, molecular function: protein folding chaperone. Gene Ontology annotation, biological process: response to heat; protein refolding. NCBI's taxonomy places the organism in Eukaryota, Metazoa, Arthropoda, Insecta, Coleoptera, Cerambycidae.